AGCCAUUGUUAGCAGAGAUUAAACUAAUUCGUCUUAAAGUUCGCAGGAUUGAAUAUUCUUAUGCGCGAAUUAGGUGAUUAAAGAUGUUCCUGCAAAUAUCUAUGCUCCUGUUAGUCAUUUGGCCGUCUAUAGCGUCCAAUGAGAACUGCGAGGAAAUAGAAGAACUUAAACCAUUCGACGAAACGUACAAUUGUACUUCAAAUGGAUUUUUCCCAGAUGAAACUGACCACAACUGCACCAAGUAUAUUGUAUGUGCUAGGAGUUCGUCUCGCCCCUUCAUCACCCUAUAUCUAACAUGCCCGGAAGGCACUAAAUUCGACCCAGCUGUUAAUGAUUGCACUUCACAAUACACUUGCCCUUAUCGGCCAAUAACAAAUACGUCAGUAUGCAUUUACAAUGCAGAUCCAAAUUAUUUCACAUGUGAUACUAGUGGUACUUUUGUUAAUCUUAAUGAUCCAACGUGUCAAAGCUACUACCAUUGCUUGUUCCUUUAUAGUUCUAAUUUAUUUUUGCAAUCAAGAUAUGUUUGCAGUCAAAAUCAUUAUUAUAAUCCUGAUAUAAAAAGAUGUGAUAAGAACUAUAUUUGUCCAUGUUAUGUUAAUACUGGUACCAUCCCUAGUACAAAUAUCAAUAGUACUACUGUUGAAUCAAAUUCCAAUCAAAGAAUAUCGACAAUUAUUCCCAUAACCACAGAAGAUUAUAUUUCAACUUCCAACUUUUUCACCACUACUGCAUUUUCUACUAAAGAGAGCACAGGAUUAGAAUUAAGUACAAAAUAUAUAACAAGUAUAACAAAAGAACCUUCAUCCUCUACUGCAGAUCACCAUACUUCUGUUUCAACUACAAAAUAUAUAACGAGUAUUAGCACAACAGAAGGAACUACAAAUUCAUCUUUUAUGAAAGACACGACUCCCAAUGUAUAUAUUACUUCAACUGUAAAAGACGUAACAGAUAUUAGUAUAUUGACUACUGCCGAAAAUUGUAUUUACAACGAUGAUCCUGAAUAUUUUACCUGUAGCGUCAGCGGUCGUUUUAGAAAUAACCAUGAUAGAAAAUGUAAAUCUUAUUACUUAUGCUCAGUACUUAAAAGCGGAAGAAUAAUCCAAACUAAAUAUAGUUGUCCGGAAAAAUCUUACUUCAAUCCUUCAAAACAUAUUUGUGAUGUAAAUUACAAGUGCCCCUGUUUAACAGUAACUAGCACUACUGCAAGUAGUACUACCACGAAAACAUCUGAUGAAGGAAACCAAACUGAAAUAUCUACAACAACAGAAAUAACCUCUAGAACAGCAACUACUGAAAAAACAACUGAUGAAGAAAAUAUUUCUUCAACCAUUGAUCAACAAAGUACUACAUCAAUUAAUUCUUCAUCUGCUACUGAAGAAACUACUACCGAUAAAUAUCCCAUUUCAAAUUCAACAAGUAGUACUGCAAUAUCAACAGAAAAAUCUACAUCAACUACAGCUGAAAAUUGUAUUUACAACGAUAAUCCUGAAUAUUUUACCUGUAGCGUCAGUGGUCGUUUUAGAAAUAACCAUGAUAGAAAAUGUCAAUCUUAUUACUUAUGCUCAAUACUUAAAAGCGGAAGAAUAAUUCAAACUAAAUAUAGUUGUCCAGAAAAAUCUUACUUUAAUCCUUCAAAACAUAUUUGUGAUGUAAAUUACAAAUGCCCCUGUUCAACAGUAACUAGUACCACUACGAAAACAUCUGAUGAAGGAAACCAAACUGAAAAAUCUACAACAGAAAAAUCUACAACAGAAAUUACCUCUAGGACAGCUACUACUGAAAAAACUUCUGAUGAAGAAAAUACUUCUUCAACCAUUAAUCAACAAAGUACUACAUCAAUUAAUUUUUCAUCUGCUACUGAAGAAACUACUACCGAUAAAUAUCCCAUUUCAGAUUCAACAAGCAGUACUGCAACAUCAACAGAAAAAACUACAUCAACUACAGCUGAAAAUUGUAUUUACAACGAUGAUCCUGAAUAUUUUACCUGUAGCGUCAGCGGUCGUUUUAGAAAUAACCAUGAUAGAAAAUGUAAAUCUUAUUACUUAUGCUCAGUAUUUAAAAGCGGAAGAAUAAUCCAAACUAAAUAUAAUUGUCCCGAAAACUCUUAUUUCAAUCCUUUAAAACAUAUUUGUGAUGUAAAUUACAAGUGCCCCUGUUCAACAGUAACUAGCACUACUACAAGUAGUACUACCACGAAAACAUCUGAUAAAGGAAACCAAACUGAAAUAUCUACAUCAACAGAAAUAACCUCUAGAACAGCUACUACUGAAAAAACAACUGAUGAAGAAAAUACUUCUUCAACCAUUGAUCAACACCCUACUACAUCAAUUAAUUCUUCAUCUGCUACUGAAGAAACUACUACCGAUAAAUAUCCCAUUUCAAAUUCAACAAGUAGUACUGCAAUAUCAACAGAAAAAUCUACAUCAACUACAGCUGAAAAUUGUAUUUACAACGAUAAUCCUGAAUAUUUUACCUGUAGUGUCAGUGGUCGUUUUAGAAAUAACCAUGAUAGAAAAUGUCAAUCUUAUUACUUAUGCUCAAUACUUAAAAGCGGAAGAAUAAUCCAAACUAAAUAUGAUUGUCCCGAAAACUCUUAUUUCAAUCCUUUAAAACAUAUUUGUGAUGUAAAUUACAAAUGCCCCUGUUCAACAGUAACUAUCACUACUACAAGUAGUACUACCAUGAAAACAUCUGAUGAAGGAAACCAAACUAAAAUAUCUACAACAACAGAAAUAACCUCUAGAACAGCAACUACUGAAGAAAAUACUUCUUCAACCAUUGAUCAACAAAGUACUACAUCAUUUAAUUCUUCAUCUGCUACUAAAGAAACUACUACCGAUAAAUAUCCCAUUUCAAAUUCAACAAGUAGUACUGCAAUAUCAACAGAAAAAUCUACAUUAACUACAGCUGAAAAUUGUAUUUACAACGAUAAUCCUAAAUAUUUUACCUGUAGCGUCAGUGGUCGUUUUAGAAAUAACCAUGAUAGAAAAUGUAAAUCUUAUUACUUAUGCUCAGUACUUAAAAGCGGAAGAAUAAUCCAAACUAAAUAUAGUUGUCCGGAAAAAUCUUACUUUAAUCCUUCAAAACAUAUUUGUGAUGUAAAUUACAAGUGCCCCUGUUUGACAGAAACUAGCACUACUACAAGUAGUACUACCACGAAAACAUCUGAUGAAGGAAACCAAACUGAAAUAUCUACAACAACAGAAAUAACCUCUAGAACAGCAACUACUGAAAAAACAACUGAUGAAGAAAAUACUUCUUCAACCAUUGAUCAACAAAGUACUACAUCAUUUAAUUCUUCAUCUGCUACUGAAGAAACUACUACCGAUAAAUAUCCCAUUUCAGAUUCAACAAGUAGUACUGCAAUAUCAACAGAAAAAUCUACAUCAACUACAGCUGAAAAUUGUAUUUACAACGAUAAUCCUGAAUAUUUUACCUGUAGCGUCAGUGGUCGUUUUAGAAAUAACCAUGAUAGAAAAUGUAAAUCUUAUUACUUAUGCUCAGUACUUAAAAGCGGAAGAAUAAUCCAAACUAAAUAUAGUUGUCCGGAAAAAUCUUACUUUAAUCCUUCAAAACAUAUUUGUGAUGUAAAUUACAAGUGCCCCUGUUUGACAGAAACUAGCACUACUGCAAGUAGUACUACCACGAAAACAUCUGAUGAAGGAAACCGAACUGAAAUAUCUACAACAGAAAUAACCUCUAGAACAGCAACUACUGAAAAAACAACUGAUGAAGAAAAUACUUCUUCAACCAUUGAUCAACAAAGUACUACAUCAACUAAACCUUCAUCUGCUACUGAAGAAACUACUACCGAUAAAUAUCCCAUUUCAGAUUCAACAAGCAGUACUGCAACAUCAACAGAAAAAACUACAUCAACUACAGCUGAAAAUUGUAUUUACAACGAUAAUCCUGAAUAUUUUACCUGUAGCGUCAGUGGUCGUUUUAGAAAUAACCAUGAUAGAAAAUGUAAAUCUUAUUACUUAUGCUCAGUACUUAAAAGCGGAAGAAUAAUCCAAACUAAAUAUAGUUGUCCGGAAAAAUCUUACUUUAAUCCUUCAAAACAUAUUUGUGAUGUAAAUUACAAGUGCCCCUGUUCAACAGUAACUAGCACUACUACAAGUAGUACUACCACGAAAACAUCUGAUGAAGGAAACCAAACUGAAAUAUCUACAACAACAGAAAUAACCUCUAGAACAGCUAGUACUGAAAAAACAACUAAUGAAGAAAAUGUUUCUUCAACAAUUGAUCAACACUCUACUACAUCAACUAAACCUUCAUCUGCUACUGAAGAAACUACUACCGAUAAAUAUCCCAUUUCAGAUUCAACAAGCAGUACUGCAACAUCAACAGAAAAAACUACAUCAACUACAGCUGAAAAUUGUAUUUACAACGAUAAUCCUGAAUAUUUUACCUGUAGCGUCAGUGGUCGUUUUAGAAAUAACCAUGAUAGAAAAUGUAAAUCUUAUUACUUAUGCUCAGUACUUAAAAGCGGAAGAAUAAUCCAAACUAAAUAUAGUUGUCCGGAAAAAUCUUACUUUAAUCCUUCAAAACAUAUUUGUGAUGUAAAUUACAAGUGCCCCUGUUCAACAGUAACUAGCACUACUACAAGUAGUACUACCACGAAAACAUCUGAUGAAGGAAACCAAACUGAAAUAUCUACAACAACAGAAAUAACCUCUAGAACAGCUAGUACUGAAAAAACAACUGAUGAAGAAAAUAUUUCUUCAACAAUUGAUCAACACCCUACUACAUCAACUAAACCUUCAUCUGCUACUGAAGAAACUACUACCGAUAAAUAUCCCAUUUCAGAUUCAACAAGCAGUACUGCAACAUCAAUAGAAAAAACUACAUCAACUACAGCUGAAAAUUGUAUUUACAACGAUAAUCCUGAAUAUUUUACCUGUAGCGUCAGUGGUCGUUUUAGAAAUAACCAUGAUAGAAAAUGUAAAUCUUAUUACUUAUGCUCAGUACUUAAAAGCGGAAGAAUAAUCCAAACUAAAUAUAGUUGUCCGGAAAAAUCUUACUUUAAUCCUUCAAAACAUAUUUGUGAUGUAAAUUACAAAUGCCCCUGUUCAACAGUAACUAGCCCUACUACAAGUAGUACUACUACGAAAACAUCUGAUGAAGGAAACCAAACUGAAAAGUCUACAACAGAAAUGAAUGAUGAAGAAACAACAACCAAGCGACAUACAACUGAAAGCGAUGGUUCCACUACGUCUUCAACUACAGAAACUCCUACAACUGCCCAAAUAUGUUCUUCGUAUAACAGCGAUCCGGAUUAUUUGACUUGCACUGUCAAAGGAAGAUUCCAAAAUCACAAUGACAUAAAUUGUACUUCGUAUUACUUAUGUAGUGAACUAAAAAAUGGUAGAUUCAUCAAAACUAAAUAUACCUGCCCUCCUAAAUCCUACUUUAAUCCUGCCAAGCAGAUUUGCGAUAUGGAUUAUAAAUGUGAAUGUUUUAUGUGAUUUAUAUUUGUUUAGAAAACAUUUUAUGUAGCUUUGUUGAAUCAUAAUAAUAAUGAUGCAUUUGUAAAAUGAUUUUUUUUAAAUAUAUUUUAGUUUAGUGUUUAGUGUUUAGUUUAGUUAUUAAAGAUUUAUUUUUCUUUUAA
This is a messenger RNA of Psylliodes chrysocephalus, 5614 nucleotides long. The record is from the annotation of a GenBank genome assembly. Lineage: Eukaryota; Metazoa; Arthropoda; Insecta; Coleoptera; Chrysomelidae.